Rotaria sp. Silwood2 is the source of this 609-nucleotide messenger RNA. The record is from the annotation of a GenBank genome assembly. NCBI's taxonomy places the organism in Eukaryota, Metazoa, Rotifera, Eurotatoria, Philodinida, Philodinidae.
AUGUGUAAUAACAUUACUCAAUCAACCAAUUAUAGUGACAGCGACGAUGAGAAUAAUGGUAGUGAAAAUGAUAUUAGUGAUAGUGAUUAUGAAGAUGAAACAUCAAAUAAAAUCUAUGAACAUCUUCCAAGUUUAUCUCAAAUAUUGAUAGUAGCACGAUUAAUAGGAAAACGAGAAUAUAUUUUAUGUCGAAAUGGCACAAAAAAAUUUUUCAAUAAAGUCUGUCAAUACCAGGAAUUGUCACAAAUCGAUAAACCAAAUGAUCUUAAUUAUGGAUCGAGAAUGGGUAAAGCAGCAGAAAUAUUGUGCAAACUAGCUGCUAUUUGUGAAAUUAUAAGAAUUUCUAUUGAAGUAUUGGAAUUGCUUCGAAGUCAAAAUCAACUCAAAUAUAAAGAUACAAGUUUAACAUUCAUUCGGAAUGUGACUCGUUUUAUCGAAAAUAAAUAUCCAUCGUCGAACGGUGUACUAGAAAUGCAAUCAUCCAGUUGUAAUCUUGCUGGACGUCUUGUUUGCAGCCACUUAUUGAAAAUGUUGUUAGCAUUAUAUGAUAUUGAACCAAUCGUUCCGAACGUAAACAAAAACAAAAUUGAUUCAAGUUCAAGUAAGUAG